Messenger RNA from Cyprinus carpio (common carp), 3718 nucleotides. RefSeq lists its product as uncharacterized. The record is from RefSeq and is a predicted model, not a curated record. Gene Ontology annotation, cellular component: membrane. Lineage: Eukaryota; Metazoa; Chordata; Actinopteri; Cypriniformes; Cyprinidae.
ACUUUUAAUCAAACUACAUUUUAACGCUGUGUCAACAUAUAAAGCAACUCCUCCUUCUUUUUUGUUAACUCUGUUAAUCGUCAACAAAUUAUAUCCAUCCAAUUCUACAUCUUGUGCUUUCUCAUUAUCAAGCCAAGUCUCUGACACAGCAAUCACAUCAAAUUUAUUAAACUUGCACAAAAAAUCCUUAAUUUGUACGAAGUUUUUAUAGAGACUUCUACUAUUAAAAUGUAUUAUUGAUAAUGCCCCUUCCAUUUCCACAUUUCUAUUAAAUUGUUCUUCAGUAUAGUACUCACAACAAUUAUUUUUUAUAUUAUUGAAAAAGUGGUUUUCUGGGUCUAUGUCAUUAUCAAUCUCAUACAUUUUGUAAUCUGUGUGAUUGUAAGUUUUAAAAUUUAAAUGUUCAUACUUACAGUGACUUUGUAAAUGACCAGACACACAGUCUUUAUGAAUAUUAACAAACUCCCCAUCGUCAAUAUCUCUAUAUGGAAACAAGAAAUCCUGAUCAAGGUCCAUCAUUUUAUAUUGUUGAUCCAUAUGAACAGUCCACAUAGUUCACCCUUGUAGCCACGAUUUACAAUUAUCAUUUUACUAGGAUAUUCCUCCAAGCAGUCCUCACUUAUCCGUACUGUUCCAAUUCUUUAAGUUCUCUUAUUAUGAGUACUUUGGCUUCUUCAGGUGUUCCAUUUAGCCGUAUCAUCACUUUGCAAUUCCUUGUCCAUGUAGCUUGUAUCUUGUUCUGUUUCCUGAGAGGAAAUAUUUCUCUAACAGUGUCUCAUAAUGAGGGUUUGACCAUAAUAAAUAUGAAAAUAUAUGAAAGAGAAAGAGAAGCUGACACACAGCUCUUGGAGUGAGUCAGAUUUUAAUCGCAACAAAAAAUGUUUUAUAUUUUCAUGCCUUCUUUGGAUAGAUUUGAUUUGAACAUUAAAAAAGGUAUAAGAUUUAAGAUGAUUAAAAUAUUUUUCACAGUUAGAUUAUGAUGCAUAAUGUAUUAAAUGUUUUUGAAACACCUAUGUGCUGAAAACACGACAUGCAAUUUAUGUAUUUGGAUCCUCAAAAAUGAUUAGAACUAAGCUGUAACUUUUAGUUCCAGUUUUAAGUUGCAAACGUUAAUACAAGAAAAUUAAAUUAAUACAAACAAUGCACUGAAAAUGUUCAUGGUUGUGGCCAGUUGGCUUGUUAAUUUUAAAUGACUAAAAUAAAAUAUUUUGGAUACAUUGCAAAAAAUUGGAAGCCUGACAUGAUCAAGUAUGUAUUAAGUAAAAAUGUUAUCUCAAGCUGUCUUUGCAGUAGUUGUGUACAUUCUUAUUUUUAUAUCUUGACAUUUUUAAGAUUACUGACAGCUGGUGGAAACACUAUAUGGUUCUCUUGUUCUAUAGAUUCUGCAAAUUAUAAUUAGUGUCAUCAAUAUUGCGGUGGAGAAUUUGUUUGCAUGGCUUAAGUUCUAGUCUGUAUACCUAUAUCAUGAUUAAUAAAUAAUAACUUGAUAAAAAUAUUCAGUAAUUUAUAGAAGCUACAUUUCAGAUUUGCCCUGAAACCCUUUAAAAAAUCUUUCUUUUGUAUGAUUUUCAACAUUGUGGAGUGAAGGUAAGUAGCCUAACAUUUAAUAUUAUUGCUUAAUAUUAUUACUAAACAUUAAUUGAAUCAUGAACAACAUUCCUGUUAUACUUGUUUACAGAUUUAAGGAAGUCACUGCCAGGAAAACUCAAAACUCCACCUUCAACAACAACAAAAAACCCAUUGUGCCAUCUUCACUCAUCUGGACUGAGACUCAUAGACGUGCCACACAAGUCUAGAAGGUUUGGCCAUUGUUACCUACUGCGUACCACAUCUGUUCAGCACUGCAGCAUGACUCUGACAGUGUCUCGGGGUGAAGGUUUGACGGUCAUCACAGUCACCUCAAACCCAAAGAGCAAAUGGCCCGUACUGUGUCAGAUUCUGGGUUUUCUCUGCUGUAGUCCAGUGUCUUCUUUAUCCCAUGAUAUGAAAGGGAAGCUGAAAGAUGUCCACACAGCUUUUGGAAUUUUGCAGAUGAUAACUGGUGUCCUCAAUAUUGCUGUGGGGAUUAUGUAUACAUGCCUUGGGUCAUGGUUUAUCCUUUAUAGAAUAGCCCUUGGACCCUUUUGGAUUGGUAGUGUGUUCCUUGUUGUUGGAAUCAUGUGUAUUCUCACAGCAAAUUUUCCCACUUCUUGUCUGCUGACAACUGGGAUCUUUCUGAAUUUAGUCAGUGCUGCAUUGGCUAUCACAGCUGGUGUACUGUAUUCAGUGGGCCUUUCAUAUGAUCAUACAUUUGAAAACUGUGAAAGCCACAGUUAUUAUUAUUCACGUUAUGAUGGCUAUGAUUAUGAUUAUGGUAAUAAAACGCCUUCCCCUGAAGAUAGUAGGAGAAAGGAGAUGUGUCUGUACUACAAGAGUCUCAUUGAGAUUUUCUUUAGAGGACUAGAUAUCAUGAUGAUAGUGCUGUCAGUCCUUCAGAUCUAUGUGACCAUCAGUUUCUGUGUUGUGACUGGGAAAGCUUUGCGCAAAGAGAAUGAAGAUGUAAAGUCGGUGGAGGAUCCAGAACUUCACAAGCCGCUCCUGGAAGACACCACUGCUGGUGCUGCAUGUUAGAGAGACAAGAGUAACACAAAAGCAUGUUGUCUUAAUACUGUUGUGAAAUAAUUUAAAGUAGAUCUCCUCCAUUUGUAAAACUGUAGAAAUUGAAAGACAUGUUUAAUUAGGGGCCAAGCACCAAAGGUGCAUUGUAUCCAUUAGUGCUCUUAUUAGAGGCCACGCACCGAAUAGGCACCUAUUGUAUCCGUUAAUGUUCUUCUUCUUCCUCGUUUUCAACUAAAAUCACAGCAAAUUUGGAGUCUCGAACUCAAAACCUGUAGCACCACCACUUUUCCAAAUUUGCACUCACGGUUGUGAUAACUUUUGAACUAAAUGGCUAGAAACAAUUUUUUUUCCUCCGAUUCCUUGGUGAAUGUACCAUAAAAAUUUGUCCACCAUUUAGAAUUUUUCGGAAAACCUAUUUUUUCAAACUCCUCCUAUAUCGUUUGUCCAAUUUUCAUGGAAAUUGAAUCAUAUCAUCUUCAGACCACAUCGAAUAAUGAAUGAACAAAUUUGUCAAAGAACUUGCCAAAGUGAACGUGAGGCUAUAUCUCGGCAAUGCUUUAGCAUAUUCAGAUCAAACUUGGUGUUUGUUAUGACAACCAUGAUCUGAAGUGACCUUUCAGCACAGCGCCACCUAGUGGUCAGGAGACCUAAAACAUGGCUAUUUUGGCUUUAAAAAAUUUAACAGUUUGACCAAAAAUCACAAUAUCACAAAGUUGAAAGAUAUCCGACUUUCCCACGUCGGCCAUUGUGAACAUUGUCAUAAAAUACUGUAUUUUAUGAAUGCAUUGGCAUAUCAUCAUGAAACUUGAUAAGUGUCAUCGGUACCAUGUCCUCAAGGUACUCAAAAACUUUUGAGGCUGUGCCACUUUGUGUUUAAAAAUUAUAACCAAAUUAAAAAGAUUCUAAUAGCUUUUGAUUAGUUUUGCCUUUUGCUGGCUUCUGUAGUGCUUAGCCCUGAAACUGAUGUUCGCAGCUAUAUUUACACUUAUAUCCAUUUACAAAAGUGGUGUUACCAUUGAUUUCUAUAUAGCCUAUUACAGACCCUGGGUGUUACCUUUUAUUAACCUAUUAAAUAUUGUUAUGGCUGCUUUUGUUUAAAAUAAAUGACUAGAACACUUUG